AUGAACCGAUUCCAUAUCAAAAUUAAAAGGAUUCAAAAUAUCAGGGAUUUAAAUACUAUUAUUGCGAUAAGGAAACACGUCAAUCCAUUCCCAAGCCGAGGCUCUCUGGCUACUGCUCACAACGCCAACAACUCGAACCCAAGAUUUCAAUCACGAAAGCUUGUAAACAUCCACAUACAUGGCUACAGAAACAACAGCCUCCGGAGCAGUAGCCGCCAUCGCCAAUGGACCAGCAGUGCCUACUGCCUCCUCGUCCUCGCCCCCUCCUCAGAGUCAGCGUUUAACUUCCCCUUUGCUGCCGCCCCGGACAUAAUUCGGUCGAACCAGAAGGACGCAUAUUACCAAGGCGUACUACUCGAGCAGAUCUCCACAAUCCUCCGGAAAGUCUAUGGAGCUCGAAUCCUUCACAAAUACACGCUCGAGACCAAAACACUCGCCGAUAUCCUUUACCUUACUCUCACGACUCUUCGCGGUGCGCGCACACUCGGCGAGGAAUAUUGUGAUAUCCUUCAUGUCGAGUGCAAAACCCUCCGUCUCCCGGGGAUUAAGCGUCGCGCUGGUUUCAUCCUAACUACGAUUCUCGUCCCAUAUUUCCUUACAAAAUUGCUUCCGCGCUUCAGAUCACGCAUACGGCAGAAGCUCCAGUCCGCAACGGCGCAGCGGAAUGGUGAGAAACAGGGCCCAGACUCGGUAGGUAUGAAAGUGAAGAAGUACCUGCUGGAGAACCUAGACACCCUCACAUCCACGGAGAGCCUCCUUGCUGUGCACUUGGGCAUGUUCUACUUCACUGGCGCAUACUACCACCUCUCCAAGCGCAUCUGGGGGCUGAGGUAUAUCUUCACAAAGCGACUUGCGCCGCAUGAGCAGCGAGUUGGGUAUGAAGUUUUGGGCCUGCUGCUGUUGGCGCAGUUGGCUACUCAGGGGUACUUCCAUAUCUCGAACACAUUCUCGCAUACGUCAGCUAUCACGGCCGAUGAGGAGGCGGUCGACAUUGUUGCUACGGGUGGGGUACUAAGUAACCCCGAGACACAUGUCCAGGAUGCGGACAGAGAUCGAGCGAUGUUUGAUCUGGACAAUGAGAAGACUAUGCGCUUCAUGAGUGGAGAGAUGGGCAGGAAAUUGAGUGGUGUCGUAGCAAGCCUGAGUGCCCGCUUUGUCGACAAUCUGCGCUUGUGCAGCAUUUAUUGCCGCUGA
Molecule: messenger RNA, 1194 nt
Organism: Morchella importuna
Lineage: Eukaryota; Fungi; Ascomycota; Pezizomycetes; Pezizales; Morchellaceae
Exons: 6
Coding region: 1-1194 (397 amino acids)
Biological process (GO): protein import into peroxisome matrix
Cellular component (GO): peroxisomal membrane
Molecular function (GO): zinc ion binding
Source: RefSeq, a predicted model, not a curated record